Phytophthora infestans T30-4 is the source of this 357-nucleotide messenger RNA. RefSeq lists its product as uncharacterized. Lineage: Eukaryota; Oomycota; Peronosporomycetes; Peronosporales; Peronosporaceae. The coding region runs from base 1 to 357 and encodes 118 amino acids. The record is from RefSeq and is a predicted model, not a curated record. The transcript has 3 exons.
AUGACGCAGUGGUGUACGCUCAAGAAAGCAUGCGACUGUCUGCGUACGACGCAAGAAAUUAUCACACGUGUGGCGCUUUUGUAUUUGCUAGUGGAAGGACUCAUGGGUGACCUGUUUCUACUGAUCGCACAAGAAGGAAUUAUUGGACGCUUGCAGUACACCGACGGACAGAAUGCAACUGCCAUUAAAAUUCAACUGGUUAUUCUGCACCAGUCACUUGGUAAAAUGGAGGCGGUACGUGUAGCUGAAACCACCUCGGAGUUCGAGUCCGAACGCCGGUCGGAGCCCCCACCUGAGCCUCCGUCACCACCAGAAAUCGUGGCGAUUGCAGACCUACUUGACGAGGAAAAUUGGUAG